AUGGAAGAUGGUUUUAAAAUGAUUAGUAGUAUGUUUGGUGGGUUUGAAACAAGGAUCAAGGGUGUGGAAUCAUUUCUGAACUCUCACGGAUGCAAUGAAAGAGGUGACUUUGGUGGUGAUGAUUAUAGCCCUCGAACUAGGGUUUGGACUCAGGGUGAUUGCUCUGGUGGUGGGGGUGGACAAAAGGAUGUGGUCGAAGCCUCGAAUGAGCCAGUGGCCGAAGCCUCGAAGGAGCCAGUGGCCGAAGCUACUAAUGAGCCAGUGGCCGAAGCCACUAAUGAGCCAAUGGCCGAAGCCUUGAAGGAGCCAGUGGCCGAAGCCUCGAAGGAGCCAGAGGAUCAAGCUGAAGUUGGUGAGAAGAGGGUUAAGAAGCGAGCAGCAACCUUAAGGACUCCCUACAUGGCCCAGAACCCAGCAAAGAAGGGGAAGAAGAAUUGA
Molecule: messenger RNA, 438 nt
Organism: Arabis nemorensis
Lineage: Eukaryota; Viridiplantae; Streptophyta; Magnoliopsida; Brassicales; Brassicaceae
Source: the annotation of a GenBank genome assembly